Messenger RNA from Lytechinus variegatus (green sea urchin), 1927 nucleotides. Its product is annotated as branched-chain-amino-acid aminotransferase-like protein 2. Lineage: Eukaryota; Metazoa; Echinodermata; Echinoidea; Temnopleuroida; Toxopneustidae. Bases 212 to 1015 code for a protein of 267 amino acids. The record is from RefSeq and is a predicted model, not a curated record. The transcript has 3 exons.
UUAACUGUUUUCAAGCAUGAAUUACAGUCGCUCUCUUAGUAGUAAUCAUACACCAUUAGACCUACUGGACACCCGCUUUGCCUUCACCCUGAACUACCGUGGUGACUGUAUCAAAUGACCUUUUAAGGACAGUUCUCCUUCCGAUUUGGUUAUAGGACGAUUAGAGGACAUCCAUAGGGAUUUUUUCCAACUUAAGAGCUUGCAGUUCAAAAUGACGUCUAAUCAGGCACGUAUAAUGAUCUGGAGUCCACCGAGAUCAUUAUCGACUGCGUUUGCCCGUUCGAUGUCGUCCCGAUGUGAUACUAAGGUUUUCUGGGAGCCCUAUCUAAACUGUUGUACCUUCGGUCCUAACAGGACACUUCACUGGGCAGAAGAUAUACCUGGUGUCAUGAAUGAGAAAUACACCUUCAGUUAUGUAAAUGAGCUCAUGGGAGAACCUCAUCCUAAUUCACCAGUUCUCUUCGCCAAGUGUAUGAUUGAGGCAAUCAUCGAUAACUUUGACGUGGUGCGAUCUGAUUACCAGCAUACCUUUCUCAUCCGACAUCCUCUCAAGAUGUACAGAUCCUAUGAGAAACUCAGUCAAGGUGUGCUUCCAAUCGACUUCAAGGUUGCCUUCAAGAACAUCUACCAGGAACUGAACAAGUUUUAUGACCACGUGAUCAACGUUUUCGGCCAAUCAGCGCCUCCGAUCAUAGAUGCAGAUGAUCUUCAAGAGAAUCCUGAAGGGAUUAUUUCAAAGUACUGCGAGAUGGUUGGAAUCCCGUAUACAUCAAACAUGUUAAAAUGGGAGAGUAUUAAGGACCCUGCAGUUCUGAAUUGGGAGUUUAUAGAUGUAGGAGUUAUUUCCCAAAACAGCUAUAGUACUGGUCUUACUCUCUCAGGAGCUUUCACAAGUACGGGGUUUGGGAAUGGAGUGAAAAAGACAGAAACUGAAUAUUCAUCGGAUGUAAAAAAGUGCGCUGAUUAUGCCAUGCCUGCGUAUGAAAGACUGCAUAGAUUACGCAUCAAAGUAUAACAUAAUCAGUAAUCAAUCAACUAUCUACAAAAGUAUUGGUUUUUUGCCAGGGGCGGCGAUCCUGUGGGGCGGGGGGGGACACAGUUCACCCACCUUUUAAGCACUGAAAGAGUGCCCGCUCCCGAACGUGUACUGUGCCCCUUUCGCCUGAGGAGGACUCGUUUUAUGUAUUACCAAGUGCCCUUCUCGUACAAGUGGCAAUUUUUAACAAAAAAGUGCCCCUCAGGAACGUGUUCUUUGCCAUUUUCAGUCCUGAGAAGGGCCCAUUUUAUGCCGUUAGCAAGUGUGUCUUUGCCUUCUUACAGGUGCUCUUUCUCGUAUCAGUACCCCCUUUAACCCAAGAAAAGUGCUCCUCACCAACUUCUUCUGUGCUCCUUUCGCCUGAGAAGGACCUGUUUAAUGUAUUAACGAGUGCCCCUUUGAAACAAGAAAACACCGUUUUCAUUUUUAUGUUACUACUUUUUAAGAAAAAAAAGAAUAAUCCUACCUGCCUCUCCAGAGUCAUGUUAGUGGGGUGGAUAAGCAGUGGCGUAAAGACGGGGGCUCCCCCCCAAAAAAAAAAAAAAAAAAAAAAAAAACUUACAGAUUUUACGUGAUUCUACAUAUCUGUCCCCCUCAAAAUGUUUGACUCAUUACACCACUGUAAAACAGUCAUUUUUUCUUUGUGUUAACAUAAUGCCCUUUUCGAAAGAAAAGGUGUCCUUUUCCCCUGUGCCCCCGCACUUUCAACUUCGCUCCGCCGCCCCUGGGUUUUGCUUGAAAGUUUAUUUAAUAUUUUCUACAUAUUAUCUCUGAUGUUUGUUGUCUAGACCUGUUUAAUCCUCAUCAUAAUAAUUAAUUCCUUUUCCAUUUACCCUCUGGUAGUUAAUCAAAUAGAACACAGAUGAUAUAUCAUCCUUUCGUCUAAUAGUU